Molecule: messenger RNA, 3757 nt
Organism: Scophthalmus maximus (turbot)
Lineage: Eukaryota; Metazoa; Chordata; Actinopteri; Pleuronectiformes; Scophthalmidae
Exons: 5
Coding region: 502-1803 (433 amino acids)
Source: RefSeq, a predicted model, not a curated record
CCUCUCUCGCUCCCUCUCAGUCCUCCUGUUUCACACACACAAUAGACAGCUGGGAGACAGAGGGGACGGCACAACAGAGGGGUCUCUUCAUGCGUGUUCAACAGUGCUCUUUGCAUCCCGCAGUCUUCCAAUGUCCUUUUUUUGUCUGUUUGCGAACACUGAGCUUCUGCCGCUCGUGUUGCCCCUCUGGGAAGCCUCCACCCUCGGGAACGUAUCUGUGAUUUUUUUCCUUUUAAAAGGAUACUCUGCACAGUGAGAUGUCGCUCCUGCGUUUUCUUUUCUGGGAGGAUGGAUUGUUGACGGAGCCUCGACAUUGACUGAGGCCUUGCCUACUGGAGAUUAUGGCAUUGGGACUUCCCCCUCAUUUCAAAGCUAGAUUGGAGGAUACUGUAUCUACUGAGCAUGCAGGCGAAGAGAUUUGUUCUCCUUGUUAACCUUCUCGACCUUGUGGAGGAAAUGAGAGAAGCAAUGGCAUGUAACAAAGGUAUUUAAUCCUCAGUGAUGGCAAAGAAGACCCUUUGUCCCAAAAUAAGGUACGGGGAAGACAGUGAUUCCCUUCAGCCGGUCGCCCGCUGUCCAGCUUGUAACCGAGACUACGACGUCGCUCUGAUCCUGCCGUGCUCUCACACCAUGUGCGGCCACUGCGUCGUCCACGGAGAGAGGAGGAGCUCAGACCGGUCACCUCACCGAGGCGUCGGCCUGUCCGCGUGCUCGGUGCUGUGCCCCUGCUGCCAACGUCACGUGGAACUGCCAUGCUGGGCCUGGUCGUCCGCCACUUCCUGUUUGCCAAAACAUCCCACACUGAGUCCCGCGCGCGUCAGCGGGGAGACGGGCGCCAAGGAUGGAGCAUCCCAACAUCACCUUCAGCACCCGCAGGAGCACACACACCGCACGGAUUCAGCUGUUGAGAGGGCACGCAGCUGUCGACACAGUGAGAAUGGCGCCAAUGCUGCCAGUUCCCCUGUAACACCAGUAGAUGGCGAUGUAGACCUGACAGAGGAGGAGAUGGAGCAAUCUGUCUUUGGACUGCGUUUUGCUCUGGAUCCUGCCAGUGUCCCUCCAUCGCUCCAUCUCUCCAGCAGCUCCCUCACUGUCACCUACCGAGGCCCCCCGACCCCACCUCCAGACAGCAGGGUCAGACCCAGGCUGACCUGCGACCCUGGGGUCCCGCCGGCCCUCCCGCAGGCGUGGGCUGAUGUCGUCAUCGUGCGGGGACAGUACUACUGGGAGGUGGACGUCUGUAACAGCUCCGCGUACAGGAUUGGUGUGAGCUCGUUGGACGGUGGCGCUGGCUGGUGGCUGCAAAGGCAGGGCUCGUCUUUUUGUGCAGUGCAUGAUGGGAGCCGGGAGCCGCUCGACACUGUCCCGCCCCAGAUCAAAAGCCUCGGGGUCUUCCUCAACGUCGGAGGGGGCGGCCUGAGCUUCCACAACCCCCUGACCCACGAGCGCCUGGCCACGCUGCCGACCCGCUUCGGCGCUGCGGGGGUGCUCCCGGCUCUGGGCCUGGGCCAGGGCCGCCUGAGGCUGCGCUGCGGCCUUCCCCCUCCUCCGCACGUCUUCCUCGGUAAGGAGUCGACCUACAGGGGGCCUUGUGUUGCCGGCGGAGGCCGGUGGCGCGGGGAGCUUCCCUUCCAGUCUGUCAGGAGAGCGAUACAGAAGUUCGAGGAGCUGGCCGGGUCCGACUCGGACUCGGGCCUGGUGUCCAGUGUUGGCUCGCCCUGCUCCACCCUGGCUUCCCGUCCAGAUCUGGGGAUUCCGGGCAUGUCUCCCUCUGGGCACGCAGGCACGAGAAACUGGAGCUGAAGGAGGACAGCUCCGGAAACUUCCUCUCCAGUGAGGGCAUCAGAAACACACCCGCUGCUCCUCUGAGUGGUUUGAUCCCCACUUGCCAAUUGAAAGGCAAAUUUGUUUCCAUCUCGAGGGACUUCGGGUCGCCUCUUCUCUCUCUGCGUGACCCCCGGACCCGCAAUUGACUCUCUCCCCAGGACACAGGUCCUUUCUCUCGACCAAACGCCCCCCGCUGGUUUGGGCUUGGGCCAGAAAGGGUCCUCUGUGAUGUGAAGUGUGAGGGAACAGAGGGCCUCGAGCAGCGGGACUCCUCGGGUUGUCUCUGUGUGACGGUUGUCGGGCGGCAGGGGGUCCUACAGUUGCAGUGUGCACGUUUGCUGUGUGUAGUGUGGGCAGGAGCACCGCCUUGAGUGCGCGCAUUUGCUCAGUCACUCAUACAUUCCGGUGUGUGUGUGUGUGUGUGUGUGUGUGUGUGUGUGUGUGUAAGCAAGAGGCAACAGUGUACAAGCGGCAGGGGGUGAGAUGGCGAGGUGCGAGUACAGUGACACCGGCGGUGUUGACACAGAGCGGCGAGAAAACAGGUGGUAACGUACGUUGGUCCCGCGGCCUCCCUUCGCCGGGACAGUAGGGCUGUCCUUUUCUGACCCUUUGAAAACCCCGGGACUCCCCGAGACUUCAAAAGAACAACAGAGAACGGGAGAACAGAGAGGCAGAGAGAGAGAGAGAGAGAGAGAGAGAGAGAAAAAACAGCAUGCAUGAAUUAAAGACAGCAGGUGAUGAGCCGGUAAGGAAAAAGAAGAAGAGGAAGAAAUGGGAUAGAGGAAAGUGGAUUCCUAACAGCUUUCAUCCCAAGAAGCCCUGAGUAGACCAAGUGGGCCGAGCCAACCCACCUGAGAACUAGUCUAAGGUAUAGUAGCUGCAGGAGUCUUUAACAUUACAGCAUGGGGAUGAAUAAGAAUUAGUUGUCUUGGCACGUUCAAUAAUAAAAGUGGAACCUUUUUUUGUUUUCCAGUCCAACACAUGGCGAAUUAAAAACGGUGUUUUAAUAUCUGGAUUCGCUAAGCUUUUCCCUGGAAACUGAGGCCUUGUCUCUUCGUCAUUGGCUUCGAGCUCCACACACCGCUGGGUUUUGGCUUGUUGGCCACAGAUUCAAUCGGAGCGAUUCUGGCAAGGAGCACGGUGAAAGUAUAAACUCCCCCCCCCCCGUUUCCCUCUGGGCUCCCAAGUCCCAUUUGUAGAACCACUGGUGCCGAGGACUAUUUAUACUUGGCAUCGCUGACGUUCAUAUUCAUUCUGCCUGUGACCACUUAUGAUUAGGAAUUGUAGAGCCCAUUGAAGAAAUUACCUUCUCCUUUUUCUGUCUGUUACUCAGCGUUUUUCCUUUUCCAAAUGGACAGUCUGAUGAGUAUUGAAUCAGGCCACCCAAACCCUAACAUCUGACUGUAAAGAAGUUUCGGAUCAAUCCGAAGUUCUACUGCAGAUGCUCGUCUGAGGAGGAGGAGGAGCAGCGGACGGAUUUUACUUUCACGUGAUAUGAACGAAAUCGGUUAAGCAGUCUCAAUACUAGGAGAACACUCCAGUCGUCAGGAUGGCGGUUUGUUGAUGUUUAUCGGACGGGGUGAGAAGUCCUGCGCGUCAAAUGUGUGCGCUUUUUGUGCAUGAGGCAACAUGACAUGACAUGGUGUGCACAUUCAGGCCUAACAUGUAUUCCGGCUCUGUGAGCAUGAACUUCGCGUUACGGUGCAGCGGGGGAAUGUAACUAAGUCGAGUUACUCAAGACUACUGCACCCAUACUUGAAUAUUUCCAUUUGUAUGUUUCAUUUCGAGGUAUUUAUUCACAUUUUGCACUACACCGUAGAUUCGAUUAUCGUUAUUCUUCUACAUGCGUCUCCUCGUGCACGUUAUGUCUUAUGGAAAGCGCUUGUUGUUGAAAUGUGCCAAAUAAAUCUCGCCCCUGUCUUGUCUCGCC